This is a messenger RNA of Branchiostoma floridae (Florida lancelet), 2101 nucleotides long. Its product is annotated as mitochondrial carrier homolog 2-like. The coding region runs from base 12 to 977 and encodes 321 amino acids. The transcript is spliced from 11 exons. NCBI's taxonomy places the organism in Eukaryota, Metazoa, Chordata, Leptocardii, Amphioxiformes, Branchiostomatidae. The record is from RefSeq and is a predicted model, not a curated record.
UGGGAAGCAAAAUGGCGAUGUUCGGUCGAGAAAAAAAUGGUGAUGGAGAAGAAGGGGAGGUCAGUGGUUCCUCCCCUGACCUGGACUGGUCACACGUGCUGCUGGGGGUGGGCAUCACCACCGCCUCUCAUCCCAUGACUUACGUUAAAGUCCUCAUACAGGUUGGUCAUGAGCCCUUCCCUCCCCGUGCCACCACCAACCUGUUUGGUCGGCCCAUCCUGAUACUACCAGGGCUGCUGCAGUACAUGGGUCACAUCCGUAAGAUAGACGGGUUUCUGGGGCUGUACCGAGGUUUACUGCCCAGGAUCUGUACUGGGAUUAUCGGCACCAGCGUCAACUCUCGAAUCAUGGAGCACAUGCGAAGUUCCCACCCCGUCAAUCCAAUCAAGGAUUCGGACGAUUUAAGGACUGUUGCCGAGAAGUUUGUGAAAACGACCUCUCAGGAAACUGCAGCUAGAUGCCUGGCAGUGGUGGUCAGCCAACCCUUCCAUGUUGUUACUAUAAGGUGCAUGGUGCAGUUCAUCGGGAGAGAAACUGCUUACAGUGGUCCAAUUACUGCAGUGAGUGAAAUCUGGAACAAUGAAGGCAUUUCAGGGUUCUUUAGUGGGCUAGUCCCAAGGCUGUUGGGAGAAGUCUUCACCCUGUGGCUGUGUAACAUCCUGGCACAUCUCAUCAACACCUACCUGCUUCCUAAUGAUGAAUCUAUGACUAAUGUAAGUGAGUUUAAGAGUUACUCGCAGGCCAUCACAGGGUUCCUGGCUAACAUGGUGACGUACCCCUUCACACUGGUGGCCAACUGUAUGGCUGUUACAGGCUCAGGACUUGCUGCGGGACAACACCCCCACAUGCCACUGUACACAGACUGGAACGACUGCUGGAAACACCUGGACAGAAUGGGUCAGUUGAAGCGUGGGUCCAGUCUGUUUUGGAGGCAGCUCCCCAAGAGACAUUACGUUCUCAACAAAGGGGGGUUCUAAAUGCAGACAUCUCAGAUUUCUUAGAGCUCCUUAGAAUAUUCCCUCUUUCUCAGUAAAACUCAAGACAGGGGAAAGUUGUAGCUGGUUAGACUUAGCAUCUAAAUGAAAAGAGCUUGUUUGGAUCAAUGGACCCAAAAUGACUGCAAAAGUCCUACUUUGUGGCAUAUAUGAUCAAGAGAUGGGGGAGGGGGUAUAGAUUGGUAGUAGAAUUAAAGUAAUGGGCUUUGUCUUCCAAAUCCAUGCCCUAAACACAGUGGAUAAACAACCCACCGCCCCUAGCUAGGCCUACAGCUUUAAAAAGGCUAUGGGAUCUUUCAUUUACCUGUCCUUUACCAUAACUGAAAUACUGGUAAUUGUUUUCAAAAAUGGUAUUCUCUACAAGAAAGAACUGUUAUAAUAGCUUCAGUGACUCUAUUUUCAGCUUCAUGAAGCAAUGCUUAUCUACCAUAACAUUAGUGUCCGGUGGAACAUCAACACAAAUAGUAGUUGUUCAAGGAACUGGAUGCCAUGAAAGGUUAUGGAUGCUACUUACCAAUUCCAAACUCAUGUCCAGUUACUUGAGCCAACUGCUGUUUGGCACUGAUAUUAGAGGUUAGCAAAAUUGAAGAAAUCCUGUUACGUAAGGCAGCAAAAGCUGUACACAUGAAUGUACAGAUGAAAUGUGCAUGUGUAUGUAGACAUUUUUACAGUAUCUGUAGAACUGUACUAGCCCUACCAUUCCAUUCUUCAUACCAUGUACAAUAUUUCUCAUUCUCUCAUAUUCAGUCAUAUUGAUGUGGACAAUGUUUGUAGACUAGAAUAAUCUAUAAAUAUUAAUGAAGUUCAGAACUGGAUUUGAUACCUUUAUUAGUGGUAAGUGUAGGUGAUAGUAUACAAUUACGGUACAUGUUUAUAUGUCGAGAAAGAUUGCGAUUAAGCAAAUUGUGUAUGGCAAAGAAGCUAUUUGUCUGCAACAGAGUGGGGCUUUUGUGUACGAUCCCACUUUGCACUACUAUUAUGUAACUAAUAAUACUAUGAUGGGAAUAUAAGCUAUUGUAUUGUGUUCAAUGAUAUGUUUCUCUGCAGUAACAAUAAAAACAUAGCAAGAAGAUUUACUGAAAUAUGAAUAAAUGAAUGAAUGUUUA